Molecule: messenger RNA, 588 nt
Organism: Lucilia cuprina (Australian sheep blowfly)
Lineage: Eukaryota; Metazoa; Arthropoda; Insecta; Diptera; Calliphoridae
Product: A-kinase anchor protein 14-like
Exons: 2
Coding region: 68-514 (148 amino acids)
Source: RefSeq, a predicted model, not a curated record
CAAAAGUCAUUUACAUUUCAAAACAAUCAGUUCAUACGAAACGUUAAAGCCACACAUCUAAAACAAAAUGUUCAAAUACGCCGUUGUUAUCUUUGCCUUGAUUGCCUGCGCUGCUGCUAAACCUCAUUUAAUUGGUGCUCCCUUAGUGGCUGCCCCAGCUCCUGUAAUUACCGCCACCAGCAGUCAAGUUGUAGCCAGAACUUAUAAUGGCAUUGCUCAUGCUCCCAUUGUGGCACCAGUAGCUCCUGUUGCCCCCGUUACUAGAGUUGUUGCACCUGUAGCUCCCGUUGCUAGAGUAGUGGCUCCUGUUGCUCCCGUUGCCAGAGUUGUUGCUCCUGCUCAUGUUGCUCACGUAGCUGCUCCCUUAGCUGCUACUUAUUCAACUCCAAUAGUUGCCAGAUACGCUACUGCUGCUUAUGCUCAUCCUUUUGCUGCUAGAUAUACUGCUCCUUUGGCAUACAGUGCUCCUUUAGCUUACUCUCACGCUCCCCAUGCUGCUUCCUAUGCUUGGUAAAGAAUCAACAGUAUUUAGAAAAGAUUUUUGUUUAAACUUUCAUUGUUAUCCGUAAUGGACUGAUUUAGUUGUAA